Molecule: messenger RNA, 2502 nt
Organism: Durusdinium trenchii
Lineage: Eukaryota; Dinophyceae; Suessiales; Symbiodiniaceae
Source: the annotation of a GenBank genome assembly
AUGGCCUCGCUGUGCCAAGGCGACAGCUGCAACGAAGGCUCCGGUCGAUUCAUGGUGAGGCUCGAAGUCGUGCAGAAGACGGAGUGGAAAGAUACCGUCUUCGUGUACGGCAGCUCGGCUGCACUGGGCCAGUGGGACCUCACGAAAGCUCGAGAGAUGUCCUGCGAAGGGACCUAUCCCGCAUGGAGAGUGGACAUCAACUUUGGUUGGGAGGAUGCCGGGAAGACCGUUGAGUACAAGUUUCUGGUCGAAAAAGGAUCAUCAAAGGAAAGGAUUGAGCAGCCUGGCAUUUGCCGCUAUCUCUACCUUCCAGUUCCACGUGUCAGCCCAGAGAUGCCGGUACGAGAAGGGUUCCCGCAGUUCAGCUUGCCUCAGCUUGCCGGCUGGAUUCAGGAGAUCCAGAGUGAGAUCGAUCGAAAGACCCGCCUGCUGAACCUUGCAAGCCAAAUGGUGGAGGCGCUUCAGAAACUGGACAGUCCUGAAGCAUCCGCCAUGGGUGAAGAGCAACUUCUCGGAGGACUUCAUGAGGCAUCGCAGAAAUGUCCAUCAUCUGGCUUGCACCGAAUUCACCGUUUGGAAGCAGCUUCGGCGGCUCAGCAAGAAUUUCUGGGAAGUUUGGAGGCCUUCAUCGCCAAGCAGAUGUCAGAGCAGCAUCAACGAAUGAUGAGCCUGGAGGCUGCGCUGGCUGGACAGGAAGAGCUCUUCAAAGGACUUCUGGAUGCGCGAGAUGGAGGUCUUGAGCAGGAAAAGACCCCGGCCCAGGUGAGACGGUCAUUGCUCUCUUCGCGCUCCACCCCUGCCACCGCUGGCAGCGACUUCGGUGUGUCCAGCGACGGCGACAACGAGGAGGACGACGGCGAUGUCGACGGAGUGGAACAGGGCGACGCAGUGUCCUCGACCGAUGCCGAGGACGACGAAGUGACCGAGCUGGUGAUGGAGGAAAGGGCCCAGCAGUGGCCGCAGUGGCCCAUCAUUGAGACCACAGUGAGCAUCACCCGGGAUGGCCAGCGCGCGUCGCGCAAGCGCGGGCGGCAGUGCUCCGGGUGCCUGGCACCGCCAGUGCCAGUGGUCAAGCACACUCACGCCAAGGCGUUGCGCGAUGGAGAAAACCGUGCCAUACCUUGGUGGGGAGAGCAGCAGAAGUUGCAGGUCACUGGGCGAAUGGGACAAGAGCAAAGCGCUCCCGCUUCAGUGCCACGCGCACCCCAGGAUGUCGGUAUUGGCUUGGAUGAGCUUGAAUCACCCAUUCAGUACAAGUUUCUCCUGGAACGAGGAGAAAACAGUGGUCAGAAUUCCUGUGGCAACUUCGAUCACAGGGAGGUUUUGGAGCGGUACGCGGGCUCUAUUCCUAUUGAAGCUCAUGCCAUAGCUUUGCCACUUUGCAAUGGAGCUGAUGGAGCCGAGUCAGGUGAUUCUUCGAAAGACAAGGAGGUGACAGUAGGUUUCUUGUGCUAUAAAAAGAAGGUUGCUAGCUCGGCGUGGGUUCAAGAUCUCGAGGACUCCAUCAAAGGCAUCCAAAAGCAGAUGAACGCCCUUGCUGAAGAGCUCAAUAAUGUUGUGUUUCUUGAUGCGCUGGAGAAACAGCAAACAUUGAUGGAAGGGCUCCAACAGCAGAUCGACGAGCAUCAUCGUGCCAGCAAGGAGCUGACGGAGAAGACUGAUGGUUUGUCCUCCGAUGCACUGAGUCAACUCCAGAAGAUCACUACCCUUGAGGAAACCCAGAAAAGUCUGGAAGGACGGCAGGGCCUGGUCAAGGCGAAAGAGGAGAAGGCUGAAAAGGCAGCGAAGGAGCGAGAUGAACAACUCAGAGUACAGCUCGAGGAGCACAAGAAGCAGGUGAACAAGACCCUGAACACGUUCCGAAGGUCUGGCAUCUCAAAUCAAGAGUUCGAUGCGUGGAAGGCAGAGCAAAAGGUCUGGAAGACCGAGACGAUACAGCGACUCCUCGAGGCGAUCGAGCAGUGCGGGCUGCACCAGCUUGUGGAGCAGAGGAGCUUGUCCAUGCACGACUCCACAGACUUCUUGUGCUUGGAAGAGAAGAGUGGCUGCAGCACUGAGGCAACGCUCCCUGGUGCUGAGGAAGUGGACGAUGGCCAGGAACCCUCAACUCACGUCCUGCCGGAUGAAUGUAGACCCACUCCGCCUACCGCGGACCCUGGCUCGUGUGGGCCUGGCGACAGCACCUCUCCUGGCUCUUUCCAAGGCUUUAAUUGUCCACUGCGACCAGAGGACCCAACUUCUGCCCAAAAAACCUUGGAGGUGGAAAGGAACUUGUGGAACGCCCGCGACGAACAGAAGAGCGUCGCAGAGCGAAGGAAGCGCUUAAAGGAAGCGCAACUGACGCUACAUCCUGACAAGGGUGGCACAGACGCAGCAAUGAUUUGGUUCAAAGAUUGGCUGAAAGAGCACAUCGAGUGGUAUUUCGAGCCAGACACGGUACCGGAGAAUCUCAAGAAACAGUACCAGGAGGAUGAGGUCCCUGCGUGUCCGAAGGUGGUCUGA